Eriocheir sinensis (Chinese mitten crab) is the source of this 3241-nucleotide messenger RNA. RefSeq lists its product as uncharacterized. The record is from RefSeq and is a predicted model, not a curated record. The transcript is spliced from 5 exons. NCBI's taxonomy places the organism in Eukaryota, Metazoa, Arthropoda, Malacostraca, Decapoda, Varunidae. The coding region runs from base 93 to 1064 and encodes 323 amino acids.
AGCUAGCUCAUGGAUGGGGAAAGUCGAUCUUGGAAGGGCAGCUGCGUGGAGGUUUGCCCGUCUGGAGUGGAGCUGGUUUAUUGAUCAUUGUUAUGUUAUUAUUAUUCAGCGUGAUGGGAGACAGCAGCAUCCGCCCCGCCGCCACCCCUGCCCCACCUGGAGACGCGGCCUUCCAACUGGUAAAGGAGGGCAGGGUGAAAAAGCUGCUGCCGAAGGCUAGGAAGGGGCUGCCGGGGAGCUGCAGUGUUUUCAAUGUCAUUUGCUUGCACAUAAAAUUUGAAAACCACUAUGACUUUUUUGUUCCCUGUGAGAAAUCUCUACUGACCAUCGUUAUGUGGAAGAGGAUCAUGAACAACAUACAGUGCGUGGGUUUUAUAAGCAACGAGGAGCCCUCUGUCAUGGCAAACCUCCUUGAGACCACGGAACUCUUUAACUGGACCAUACCUGUAAUGUUCUUCCAUGUACCUGAGAACCUGUCCAGCCGCAUUGCACUGGUUCUCAGGAGGAGGGCCGGGAACAAAGUGCACACCCACACCGACACCUACACCCUCUACACCAUGGAAAAGACAAGGCAGAAGAAUAUUCCUCUUAGGUGCCCAAAAGGAUACAAGAUUUGUCAGCUGGAUGAAGAAACCAUGAGGAAGAUACACUGCAAUAACUCCACCAGUGACAUGGACAACCACCGAGACGUAGCCGAGAACAUCCCAUGCAUCGGCCUCUUUAUGGAUUCAAAGAGGGAUGCGGAGUACGAGGUGGACGCCAAAGACCUCCCCCAGGCCAGGGACAACGAGGAGCCCCUGGCCUUCGUCGCAGUCUGCCGUGAUGGAGCCGUGGGGUUACCGUGCUGUAAGGACAAACACUGGGUGGAUGGACUUAUGGCUCUCCUGGUGCAGACAUGUGGGAGGAUGAUGGUCAGUGAAAAGCUUGUCCCACAUAUGUAUGUUGAGAUGCGCUUCAGUAACACCAGGAGCCUCAUGGACACGCUGCCAGGGUGGAAGACUCAGCACAAAGCUACUAGGGUGUGGAGCUGCUUUGGCUUACACUGCCCUCCGAGGUUGUGUUAGUGUGCAUCUGUCUCCAUCCCUCCAUCCCCCUUCUCUGCUCUCUUGCAUUUCUUUCAAAGCCUCAGAAUCAUUGCUUUUUACUUAGUGGGUUUGUUUGUAGCUCUCCCCAACCCUUUUUUUACUUUUAAGACACUGGAUACUGCUUUGCCUUUCUUUCAGACCCUCAGAAUCAUUGCUCUGUGGUUAAGUUGUGUUAGUGUGAGGCUGUCUCCAUCCCCCUCUCUUUCCACCUUGAAGACACUGGGUUAUCCCUUUGCCUUUCUUUCAAACUCACAGAAUCAUUGCUUUUUUCUUAACUGGUGUUUGUGUUCAUCUCUCCCCAUCCCUCCUUUCACUUCUAAAACACCAUAUUAUUGAUGUAUAUUUCUUUCAAAUCCUCUGAAUCAUUGCUGUUUGCUGAAGUUUUGUUAGUGUUCAGCUGUCCAUCCCUCUUUAUUUCCACCCUAAAGCCACUGGGUUAUUGCUUUAUUUCAAACCCUCAGAAUCAUUUUAAGGCCUCAAUAACUGAUCUGCUUAAGUUAUCUCGUCUGGCUCUGGUUGAUGAAAAUGGAAAUAUACUUUGGUUUGCACUGAGUAGCAUGGGUUUAUUUUUAGCAUUGUGUAAGAUGUGGGGUUGCUAUUUUCUGUUUAUAUGGAAUGUCUGAAUAUCUAUGGGUGUGUUUUUUGUAUAAUUUAUAUAUAGUUUAUGGGAAUUAUUAUUUCUGUUCCACCUUGCAUGAACUAACAGCUUAUUUUCAUAGUAGAAGGUGGUUAUAUUUUCUCUUGGUUUUUGUAUUUUUCAGAAUGCAAUAUUUCAUCUUUCUGGAGUUAAUUUCAUGUACUUGGAUGUUGCUUAUUUAGCUUAUCAGCCUGUCAAUGUUUUUUUUCACUUGGAUGCACUCAUUUCAAAGCCAGAUUACAUGUUCUUUGGGUUUAUCUUUUCACUUAUUUUUCACUAUCAAGGAAAUAGGUAAAGAUCAAAUUGGCACUUCACAUUUAUUACAUGUAAAAACUUUUGCUUCAAUUAAACUUUAGCACUGUCCUGACCUAUGCAUGGUUUAUUUGUUCUAACUCUGCACCACUGACAGACUGGGGUAACCCUGAUGUCACACUGGCUUUUUGUACCGGGGUAUUGGGUUCUGGGUAAUGGGUUCUGGGUAUUGGGUUCUGGGUAAUGGGUUCUGGGUAUUGGGUUCUGGGUAUUGAGUUUUGGGUUCUGGGUAUUGGGUUCUGGGUAUUGGGUUCUGGGUAAUGGGUUCUGGGUAUUGGGUUCUGAGUAUUGGGUUCUGGGUAUUGGGUUCUGGGUAAUGGGUUCUGGGUAAUGGGUUCUGGGUAAUGGGUUCUGGUUAUUGGGUUCUGGGUAUUGGGUUCUAGGUAAUGGGUAUUGGGUUCUGAGUAAUGGGUUAUGGGUUCUGGGUAAUGGAUUCUGGGUAUUGGGUUCUGGGUAAUGGGUUCUGGGUAAUGGAUUCUGGGUAUUAGGUUCUGGGUAAUGAGUUCUGGGCAUUGGGUUCUGGGUAAUGGGUUCUGGGUAAUGGAUUCUGGGUAUUGGGUUCUGGGUAAUGGAUUCUGGGUAUUAGGUUCUGGGUAAUGAGUUCUGGGCAUUGGGUUCUGGGUAAUGGGUUCUGGGUAAUGGAUCCUGGGUAUUGGGUUCUGGGUAUUGGGUUCUGGGUAAUGGGUUCUGGGUAUUCGGUAAUGGGUUCUGGGUAUUGAGUUCCACCAAAGGCUCAAGGGCCAAUGAGACAGAGAUGAGCACCGAGGCAAUGUGCACCUUAGAGUAUGCCCCAAAUUUACCUGUACUAGAAGAAUUAUGUGUUAAGUACAAAUAUAACUUCUCUAGAUUGAAGGCUCAGUUGAAAGGUCAGUUGAAGAUCCUUUCCAUCAGUCCAUCAUAUUUCAGAGACCAACCCAAUGCAAGUCUUCUAUAACAAAACACCAGAUCUAUUCAUGUCAUCCUCACCAUCACUACACACCAGGUAACUCAUCAUUAUCAACCUCAACAGUGACUUCAUGAGCCACAAGUUAGGUAAGGAGUAAAAAAUAAAGAAACGUAGAAGAGAGGGAAAAAAUGUCAGCGUGAAAGAUCAUGAAUAAAAGGAGGGAAAAAAUGUCAGACUGAAAGAUCAAAUAAAAGGAGAGGGAAAAAAUGUCAGAGUGAAAGAUCAUGAAUAAAAGGAGGGAAAAAAUGUCAGAGUGAAAGA